UCCGCCCCUUCGAGGUGGCUCGUGGUCUCUAAAAGCUUUCGUCACGUGCUAGUCUAGUCUGUUUCGUUGAAAGGUGUGAGUGUUCAUAUCGUCUGCCAGGAGCUCAGGUGCCGAGCCUGAACUACACACUAUGUCGCCUGGUAAAUAACGGAAUAUUUCUUUCACAACAUUUUCUCGUGAAAUAUUUUGUUUGGCUGUUACUAGUUUGUAAACCCACUAGUAUGGACUAAUUAAAUUAGUGCAUGGAUGUUGUGGCGUGUUGAUACUUGUGUCCGAGUAAACUAGGACAACACAACUGACCACAUCACGGAGUACACAUCGUGAGCCGUGUCGCGGGAUUAGCGCUGCAUGUGUCUGUCUUGUGUUCAAAUCCCAAGUCAACUGUUCGGAUAGACAUACAUCUUAAGCCCUCGUAUCCUUGGUUUAGGAUGCAGUCUACGUGUGGACCUUUGGACUCGUCUCAGUUUCUCCGUGACAUUCUCCACACCAAAGCCAGCUACAAGUCCCAGCUCAAGGCCAGUAACGCCAUCUACAGCUCCGAUUGCAGCAGUGAGAUGAUCUCCCCCUUGCUGCACAGCAAGUCUAGUGACAUGGCCUACAACUCGCGCGAUAACGACAACGACUUGGAUAACGAGAACGACGAUAUAGAAAUCGCCACGGACAAUAACUCGUGUAUAAACGAUGGCGACCAGUCCGAUGACCUUGACGAGAGGUCACUGGACGCGACCACCCACGAUGACGUGUUAAAAUCAGACGAGCUACAGAUGGGCGACAGUAAAGAAGCCAAACGGGCCCAUGUAGACAAUAUACUAACCAGCAUGAGGCAGUCCCCCCACCAGGACACAAUGGACUCGUCCGGUAGUAUUUUGACUGGUGACGUCAAGCGCCAAAAGCGGAAACAGCCCCAGCCCCAACAGCACGAGAGUAGCGUGCUGCACUCGGAGGAGUUGGCCAUCCAGAGGCAGAUACAGCACCUGCAGGAACAGAUGCAGGCGGUCAAGCGGAAGCGGGAGGAGGAGGACCUGUGCGGGAGCCUGGACGACGACACGGAGGAUGAGGUCACCAGCAAGCCCUCCAGCCCCGUCAACGGCGAGACCAAACGGGCACGGGUCGAGCACAUCCUCAGCUCCAUGAGGUCAGGGUCACCGCGACUGGACAACGGCUACGACUACACCAACGGCAUCUCGCCCGGCAGCGAGUGCGGCAAACGGCAGAAGCGGAAGCAGACGCAGCCGCAGCAACACGACAACAGCAAAAGUGACACGAUUAAACACAACAACAACAACCAGUCGUUCGGGUCUAAAAACUUAAAUGUCAACGAUGAUACGAUCCCCGCAGACGAUCCAGUUAAUGAGAACAAUAAUACCAACGGACUUUUCGGUCCAGACCCGUUAUUUCGCAACAGUUUAUACCGUGGCUUAGGCGAGAAAGAAUUUCUUCCUCCAUUUCACAACGGGUUCGACCCUCAGUUCUAUCGGGACAACUUGUUUAGGCAUAGUUUCUUCAUGAGGCCAGACCUGGAGACCAUGGCACUCAGACACGCCACCAAGGCACUGCAGUCACGACACGAUCUCGGCCUCUUGACCGAUGGUCAGCAGAGACCCUCUCCCGUGGAUCUUACUAAAAUAGCCAACGCCCUGAAGGCCGAGCUGACCCAGGCGGUCAACAAGGCCAUCGAGAGCGCCGUGACCAAGGUACUGACCGACAAACAGCUGCAGCAACAGAGCGAGACCCCGUCCCACACCGACCUCCCCCAGCACCCGGACCGGAACCCACCUCAGCCAAAACACCAGCGCCCGCCCUCGGCUCUUCCACAUUUUAUGCACCAACACCAACAACAGAUCCACCAUCAUCAGCAACAACAACAACACCAGCAGCAUCACCACCAGCCACACCAGCCUCUACCAGUUAAUCCGUUACCGGAACGAGAAAGCCUGAAAGAAUCCGGCAACAACUCCGACAAAAAGCCGGAACUGAUCGUGCCUUUUAGCGAACAUCUCCACUUCCUGGAGAGGUUCGGCAACCGGCUACAACAGGACAAGCUGAGCGCCUUCGAGCCCCACCACAAGGGGGAGAGCGAGCUGAUCACCCCACACACUGGGCCCUCCCUGCCCUUCCCCCCACACUUCCCCUACUACCUCUCCUCCCAGGUCUUGCCGCCCCUCUACACCGGGGAGCCUGAGCAAACGGAGGCUCUUCCUCUAAUCGUCAACACCCCCAAGAAAAAACGCACCAAGGUGACCGACACCCGCUUGAGCUCCCCCCGGGGCAAGCCCGGGCUGCUCCAGGACAACACCCCCAGCUCCAGCAUGGACCACAACGACGCCCAGCGCCACCUGGCGGCGGCCUUCCCCCACUUCCUGCCCCCUGUCCUCCCCACGAGUGUGGCCAUCACCAACCCCUCCCUCAGCCAUUCAGACCUGCUGGCGCUCAGACUUCGAGAAGCUUCUUACGCCGACUCCCGCAUCCCCAGCCCACAGGACCACUCGCGGAGCUCCCCCCGCUCCCCCAGUGACUCGCCCCACUACAUGAGCAGCAUGUACGACAGGUCCAACAUGAGCGACAUGAUGGACGGCAGCAGCCCCGGCGUAGUUUGCCACCUUAACUCAGCUCACACCACGACCUUGACCCCCAUGCACCUGCGCAAGGCCAAGCUGAUGUUCUUCUACACCCGCUACCCCAGCUCGUCCAUCUUGAAACUCUACUUCCCCGACGUCAGCUUCAACAAGAACAACACGGCCCAGCUGGUCAAGUGGUUCUCCAACUUCCGGGAGUUCUUCUACAUCCAGAUGGAGAAGUUCGCCCGUCAGGCGCUGGCCGAGGGCUGUAAACACGCCGAGGACCUUGUGGUCACCAUGGACUCGGAGCUCUUCCGUCACCUCAACCUGCACUACAACAGGAACAACCAGAUCGAGGUUCCCCACAACUUCCUGGCGGCGGUGCAGGCGGCCCUGAAGGAGUUCUUCAAGUCCAUCCAGUCCAACAAAGACGCCGAGCCCUCCUGGAAGAAAGCCAUCUACAAAAUCAUCGCCCGGAUGGACGAGACGUUGCCGGACUUUUUCAAGUCUCCCAACUGGAUGGAACAGCUGGGCGACCAGUGAAAGGUCAUGACCUUGACCGCGUGUGGGAAGCACAAACACACACACGCUGAAAAACUCUAAGAUUCGACACGUGGGAUGACCUCAGGAAGGAAAUGGUCAAUGGCAACUGGAGAAGGCUCGACUGUGAUAGAAGUUGUUUGGGGCCUGUGUGGCGCCCAUGGCUCUGUGUUGUAUCAUCAAAUGUUUUGUCUUUGUUGAUGUGUGCACUGGUGGUAUACCUGCAGUAUAUUGGUGGUAUACCUGCAGUAUAAAGUGGUAUACCUGC
Messenger RNA from Physella acuta, 3366 nucleotides. RefSeq lists its product as uncharacterized. Gene Ontology annotation, biological process: regulation of transcription by RNA polymerase II. The record is from RefSeq and is a predicted model, not a curated record. Gene Ontology annotation, molecular function: DNA-binding transcription factor activity, RNA polymerase II-specific; RNA polymerase II cis-regulatory region sequence-specific DNA binding. Gene Ontology annotation, cellular component: nucleus. Lineage: Eukaryota; Metazoa; Mollusca; Gastropoda; Physidae.